AAGACCGUUUCAAAGCGCCACCAUCCACACUGCCAGAUCCUCUUUCAUGGGGUGACAUCAUGGACGCACUGGAUAAUGGGCUAGAGGACAUAGAGCCAUUCACUUUACAUCAUCCCUGGAGCAUGAAUGUCAUCGACAAAGUAGAGGAGCAGAAGCUAGAGGAGCAGCAGAGAGAGGAGCAGAAGGAAGAGGAGCAGAACGUAGAGGAGCAGCAGGUGCAGGCUAAAAUCCAGAAGCAGCCUGUUCAGAAGAAGAAGGUCCCUGAGAAACGCAUCAGCAAAAACAAGAAGACAUUCACACUCCUACUGAGGAAUUUGGACGGCAGCGUGGAAGACGAGCGCCUACAGGAGGAAUUCAGGCGAUUUGGGACAGUCAUCAACGCAAAGGUCAUGAUGAAGAAUGGCCGUUCAAGUGGCAAGGGCUUCAUCACCUUUACAUCUCGUGAUGAAGCCAGAAAAGCCAUCGUCACCAUGAACGGCAGGCUGUUGGGCAGCAAGCCUGUGUACGUGAGUCCGGCUCAGAGUAGCCGCACUAGACAGCUGACCAUCCAGCCACAGGAUGCCGCUCCAGAGAGACAGGAAGAGCCUCGGCGAGAAAAGAAGAUGCCGGAGAAGACGAUCAGCAGAGUACAAGCAAAGACUGGCGAAAUCUUCGUGAAAAAUUUGGACUACAGCGUGGAUGACGAGUUCCUGCACGACUAUUUCCAACCCUUUGGAAGCGUCAUCAGAGCAAAGGUGAUCAUGGAGAAUGGGCGAUCGAGAGGCAGAGGAUUUGUACAGUAUACCACUCCUGACGAAGCCAGAAACGCCGUAGAAAUGCUGAACGGGAAGAUCCUGGGCGGGAGGCCAUUGCAUGUGGCGAUAAACAACGAGCAGCACAAGACUUCCUUUGCCUGGACGCAGAGGGUGCAGCAACAUCGUCGUCCCUGUGUCGCGCCAGCAACCAAAUAAAUUAAUAAACCUUGUCAAAAAUGUAACAAAA
Neoarius graeffei (lesser salmon catfish) is the source of this 981-nucleotide messenger RNA. Its product is annotated as polyadenylate-binding protein 4-like. Bases 60 to 950 code for a protein of 296 amino acids. The transcript has 8 exons. Gene Ontology annotation, molecular function: mRNA binding. The record is from RefSeq and is a predicted model, not a curated record. Lineage: Eukaryota; Metazoa; Chordata; Actinopteri; Siluriformes; Ariidae. Gene Ontology annotation, cellular component: cytosol.